Molecule: messenger RNA, 11487 nt
Organism: Pectinophora gossypiella (pink bollworm)
Lineage: Eukaryota; Metazoa; Arthropoda; Insecta; Lepidoptera; Gelechiidae
Gene: TppII
Product: tripeptidyl-peptidase 2
Exons: 26
Coding region: 271-4299 (1342 amino acids)
Biological process (GO): proteolysis
Cellular component (GO): cytosol
Molecular function (GO): tripeptidyl-peptidase activity; serine-type endopeptidase activity
Source: RefSeq, a predicted model, not a curated record
AUAGAAAAAUGUAACUGAUAAGACUCAAUUAUGAAGCAGUUUGCGACUGUAUCGUUAACUAAGUCGGUUUUAUAAUAAUUUUUAAUGUAGGAUUAUGACCAUGGAAAACAUCAAUAUUAUCUGUGGUAUGUCAUUUUUCAUUCUGAUUGCUCCUCCAUGGAGCACUAAGGUGUUAUCUAAUAGGUUGUUUACGGUCAACUUACGUUGCCAUUUAUUAAGUUGUGAAGGUGAUAUAGACCCCAACCUGGCAAACCCAAGCCAGCUGUGACGAUGAAGAAACUAGGCAAGAUUUCAUACCACAUAUUUUUAUUUAAUUAUCGCAAAAUAUCGCACAAAACUAUACUUGCUCGAAGAAUGACAACCUAUUGUGUGUUACCAAAUGAUUAUGUUGAUAUCUACCAAAAGGCUAAAAAUGAAACCCAAGAUAACGGGUCAUCAAAAAUGGCAGACACCCCGAUUGACUGUGAAUUCCCAGUUUGGGGAUUAUUACCGAAAAAAGAGACAGGAGUCGUCUCAUUUCUCAAUAAGUAUCCAGAAUACGAUGGCAGGGACACCGUUAUUGCUAUAUUUGACUCUGGUGUGGACCCUGCGGCAGCCGGUCUCAAGUUGACGAGCACUGGUGAAACAAAGGUUAUAGAGAGGUUCGACUGCAGCGGGUGCGGUGAUGUGGACACUAGUACAAUUAUUCGCAAAGCUGUCGAUGGAUGCAUUACCGGUCUUACAGGCCGCAAAUUGAAAAUCCCAGAUAAUUGGAGUAACCCGUCUGGUGUGUGGCGUGUGGGCAUUUUACAUGCAUACACUUUGUACCCGAGCAAGCUACGGGAACGGGUACAGGAACACCGUAAGGAACAGCAGUGGGAUGUCAUUCAUAAACUUGCCUUUGCUAAGGCCAAUAAGGAGUUGCAGGACUUUGAAAAUGAUGUUUCAAAAAACUCAACUCUUACUCCGGAGGAGAAAAUGCAGAAAGAGGAGUUGGAAGCCCGUGUAGAAGUACUGACAGCUGCCGAAAAAAAGUACACAGACCUGGGACCUACGUAUGACUGCGUGCUGUUUCAUGAUGGCACUUGUUGGAGGGCUGGCAUAGACACGUCAGAAUGUGGCGACUUGAAACAGGGCCCGUUCCUGGGCGAGUACAGCGCGACACACGAGCACGCGCACCUCACCGAGCUCGAUCAGAUGACCAUCAGCAUCAACGUGCACGAUGACGGGGGGACGCUUGAGGUCGUCGGCAUGUGCUCAACCCACGGCACCCACGUAGCAGCGAUUGCAGCAGGGUACUUCGCCGACGAGCCAGACAAGAACGGCGUGGCUCCCGGCGCCAAGAUCAUAUCGCUGACUAUCGGGGACAGCCGCCUGGGCUCCAUGGAGACUGGCACCGCACUCAUCCGAGCGUGCAUCAAGGUCAUGGAACUCUCCAAAAAGAUGAAGAUUGACGUCAUCAACAUGAGCUACGGGGAACACGCGCACUGGUCUAAUGCUGGGCGCGUGGGAGAGGUGAUCUGCGAGGUGGUGAAUCGCUACGGCGUGUCUUGGGUGGUGUCGGCCGGCAACCACGGGCCCGCGCUGGCCACCGUGGGCGCACCGCCCGACAUCGCACAGCCUGUGCUCAUUGGCGUGGGCGCGUACGUGUCCCCGGAGAUGAUGCGCGCGGCGUACUCGCUGCGCGCGCGGCUGGCGGGCGGCGCCUUCAGCUGGAGCUCGCGCGGGCCCGCCGCCGACGGCGCGCCCGGCCUCAGCGUGGCCGCGCCCGGCGGCGCCGUCGCCUCCGUCGCCAGGUUUACAUUAAGAAACUGCCAGUUGAUGAACGGAACUUCAAUGGCUGCUCCACAUGUCGCUGGAGUUGUUGCGGCCCUGGUGUCGGGUCUGAAAGCGAAGAGCCUGCCAUAUUCGCCAUACUCACUGAAACGAGCGUUGGAGAACUCCGCCACACAUCUCAGCCACGUGGAGCCGUGGGCACAGGGCUGUGGUUUGGUUAACAUUGAUAAGGCGUUCGAGAUCCUGUCGAGCCACCACGACGCCCCGGAGCGCGACGUGUGGUUCAGCCUGCAGUGCGGCAGCGGCGCGGGCGCCGGCAAGGGCGUGCUGCUGCGGCCGCGCGGCGGGGACGGGCCGCAGGACGUGCCCGUCACCGUCGAGCCGCAGUUCCUGCAGGACCACACGGACCCGCACAAUAAGGGCGUGAUAGCGAGCCAGUUAGCGUUCAACAUUCGAUUAGCGUUAUCCUGUAACGUUCCCUGGAUCUCCGCGCCGCAGCAUCUGGAUAUGAUGAACGCCAGCAGACCGCUCGCACUGAGGGUUAACACCGCCAGUCUCCCACCAGGGCCACACUUCGCUAGUAUAAACGCGUUCGACGUGUCGUGCGUGGAGAAGGGCCCUGUGUUCCGCAUCCCCGUGACGGUGCUGCAGGCCACGCCGCUGCCGCCACCGCCAGCGCCGCAGACUCUGGAUGAGAAACAGGUGGAGUUCAAGCCUGCCACCAUCAAGCGACACUUUGUUAUACCGCCAGCGGAGGCGACGUGGGGUGUGGUCCGCAUGCGUGCCGUGGGCGACGUGGGCGGCGUGGGCGGCGCGAGCGCAGCGGGCGCGGAGGCGGAGGCGGGCGGCGCGGCGCGCUUCCUGCUGCACGCCAUGCAGCUGCUGCCGCGCCGCUCGUGCCGCUCGCACGAGACGCACAAGAUGCUCACGCUGCACGCCGAGGCGCCCGCCCUGCUGCCCUUCCAGAUACAGGGCGGCGUACCCCUAGAAAUAGUGAUAGCGAAGUACUGGGCGAACAUAGGCACAGUGGCGGUGGAUUACAGCAUAGAGUUCCACGGCAUCAAGCCGGACUUCGGGCCGCGGAUGGUGAUGGCGGCGGGCGAGGGCAUCCGCGCCGUCACGUUGGCGGCCCUGCGCCUGGAGGACGUGCAGCCCAACGCGCAGCUCAAGUACUCCGAGCCCAUAGUGCGCCCAACAGAAUCAAAGCUGUCUCCGCUGACGUCACGCGACGUGAUACCGCCGGCGCGGCAGAUCUACCAGCUGAUCAACACGUACAGCUUCCACGUCGCUAAGGCCACAGAGGUGUCGCCAAUAGUGUCUCUGCUAUGCGACAUGCUGUACGAGUCAGAGUUCGAGGCCCAGAUGUGGAUGAUCUACAACUCGUGCAAGCAACUCAUGGGCGUCGGAGACGCGUACCCCUCCAAGUAUUCAGUGAAGCUGGAGAAGGGCGACUAUACUCUUCGCCUGAACAUCCGUCACGAGAACAAGUCCUUGCUAGAGAAGCUUCAAGAGCUGCCCGUCAUCAUACAGCAGCGGUUGCCCCAGCCCAUCACGCUGGACGUAUACUGCUCGCAACCACAGGCGUUAACUGGAGGAAAGAAGAUCAGCUCACUACCAUUACAAAGUGGAACAUUAAUACCUCUAUACUUCACGUCGGUGCCGGCUGAUAAAAUAGGCCGUUCGAACCUGACGAUAGGGCACACGCUGACCGGCACGGUGACCUUCGCAAAGGACGAGCUAGGCCGCAAGGUGGACACCUACCCGCUGCAGUAUGUCGUCUGCGAACCCCCCAAGCGUACCAACAACAACAAGGAAAAAGAGAAGGGGAAACCGCAUGACGACUAUAUGGAUGCCGUCAAGGAGUUCACUACUAACUGGCUGGCUAAGCUAGAGGGCGACAAGUUGGAGCAAGUGUACGAGGAGAUGUUGGAGAAGUUCCCCGGGUACUUAGGUGCCCACGUCGCUUAUCUGCACGCGGUCGACUCGCCCACUGAUGCUAAGAAACUACCUCAUGCUAACGAAGAACCAGAUGUGACGACCGCGUGGUGUGAACAGCUCGUCACUAUAUCUGAAAAGGUGAUAAAACAAAUAGAUCAAGACAAGCUCCUAGCGUACUUAGGGAUGAAGAACGACACGCGAAGUGAUGCAACUAAAAUUAAGCAGGAGCAAGAAAAGCAGAAGGGCUACCUGAUAGACGCGCUAUGCCGGCGCGGCGCGGCGCUGUGCCGCCUGCGGGCGCUGGCGGCGGGCGCUGCGGCGCGGGACAAGCUGGCCGCCGCGCUGAGGGGGAACAUGGACGACCUGCUCAAGUUCACCGACCUCACCGACUCCAAGGCAAUCCACUACGGCGUGUGGCACUGCUUCACGUUCAACCAAUGGGGGCGAGCAGUGAAACUACUAACCAAGAUCUUAGAAGAAAGACCUUCGAAGGAGGCAGAGGAGCGUCUGAUAGAGGCGUACAAGCAACUGAAAUGGGAUUAUCUUGCCAAGUUCGCGCAAGGACAGAUGCCGAUCAAGUAUCCGUCGACUUACCGACCCUUCUAGAUCUUCCUGGUGAAAGCUACCAGGGUCCGGGCGUUAGGAAUUGGUUGUAUCAUCUAGUUACUCCUGCACAAAAAGUUGGAAAAACCUAUCAUCGCUUAUAAUCAGUGAUCGGAUAUUCGGGCGCUACGCUUCGCAGUUCGCUGGUCGAUUUAUUAGCACUUUUGUAUUGAAAUCUAAUCGCACGUAACAAGUAUUGAUAAGAAUUAAUAAUAGUUUCGAUCCGAACGUUUUGAUAAACAACAAUAAGUACUUAGUUCUAAAAUUGUCCCCACCGGGAUUCGAACCCGGGAGUACGUAGUCGUUACAUGAGCCAUGUCAGGGGCCUGUGACGGCUCAGUAAUAACCCUGACACCAGGGUUGAUGGGGUUGGUAAUCCACCUCACAAUCCACACGAUAGAAGUUCUGAAUUCAAAUUGUGGUACACGAUGUCAUCUAAUAAUAGGCACUUGGCAACCUAGUCAAAUCAGAUACUUUUACGAAACGUCAAAACGAAAGUUUUCUUCGGAGUUUGUAUGGAAAUACUGUCCUGGGACGUCCUAAAUAAAAUCCGGAAAUAAGUCGAAAGUAAAAUGAGAUUCAUUUAGGUUGGGGCUUUUUGGCGGGAAACGGGAACGGGACAGUUGCUUUCUUCAUUGAAUAAUCUAAUUAAUUAAUACAAAGUGGUGUUUUGUGAUUAAUGAUCGCAUUAAGUUAGUCGGAAGACAUUCGCGAGUGUUAUUAUAUCGGAGUAUUCAAUAAACAAAGUGUAUCUGCCUAUUUUCGCUUCGUGCCAGGAAGCCGCUUCAUAACUCGAAAGUUUAUGCGGACUUUUGAGUUAAUUCGUUUGGAGUUCGGAGUAGGAGUCUACUCCGAGGGUGGGGGCUUAGGUUUCAUUAUCAUCACCUUUGAUCAUUUCAUUAUUCAUCAAGAAAAAAAAAAACGUAAGACAUGGCUGUAUGGGCAUAGUUCCCUUUGCCUUACCCUUCGGGGAAAACAAAAAAAAAUCAAUUUUGUUUGGCUUCUAUUUUUAAAUUAGUGUUAUAAUUUAUCUUAGACCUAAUCGAAUACCCUAUUGAUGAACAUGAAAAGUCACAUUGGUUUGUAUUCGGAAGUGCGUUGACUGUCGCGGGACAUUUAGAUGUUUGAGGCCUAAUGAUGAUGAUUAUGACUAAUAAAACAAUAAAUAACGUAGCUUCACGCUUGUAUUCCUGAAGGGGUAGGCAGAGCUGUACAGUAUAUGCACCCAGUCCUCGCCAGCUAUGUUUAAGUGUAAUGAGUUGAUAGUACCAAUUUGAACGCCCGAGUGUAAGUGAAUUGUUGAUUUUCUAAGCCAUGUCCAUCUAUACUAAGUCGCAACUUAGAUACAAGUACAGUUUAAUAAUGAAGUGUUGUAUAAAAUAAAAAAAAUAGCGCACAGUAAGUCGUAGUACAGUUUUGAUAUUGCAAAUAGAUAAUUGAAUUUUAUUUUAUACUGGAUUAUUUUUGUUCAUCCCUAAUGCUUUUAAAGAUCUAAAUACACACUAUUCUGAGCGAAACAGUUCAAGAAACUAAAUCUCCAUUCCUUCAAACAUUUGUCAAUUUGAUGGUUAAUUUUGCAUAAGUUCUUUGACGAUGUUGUUGGGCACAUUGAUCGUUGAAAGUAUUAGCGGAAAAAAAUACACUGUAUUUAAUUAUCGACACCUAAUUUUUUUAAAGUUAUACCUGUCAUUUUCUAAUCUGGCGAAAAGGAAAGAGACGGGAGGUGACAGCUGUUAAUUUUAAAAUCAAUGAGUGAAUGUAACAAUAAUCCGGAAGAAUAAAUUGUAUAGACAUCUCGCUGCAACCCGUUCGACUUGGGCUAUCAGCUCAAUUCUGUCGGAUUAUACGACAAUAUAAAAAAUACGGGUUUUUAAGAGUUUAUCUAGAAUUCACGUGUGUUCCAUAUACGUAUAAUUUUUUAGCUUGUCGAGUACCCUUCCCUUUCCUUCUCAGCGGAUAAGACACGUGUUAUGAUGUUAAAACGAUUGGUGUUGUUUACAUGUUGUAUAUAUCCUUUAAAACAUAGCGUUAGUGUAAUAUCUCGUCUCCUUCGCGCGAAGCCGUAUACCGUUAGUGCGAAAAAAUACAUAUAUCUAUGUCUUGCUGUCAUUCUAAUUAUGCUAUGUUUAAACGGGUAUAUGUUUGAUAAUUUGACGAUUGAAUCAUUCAGUUUAGUAUCGUAAGCAUUUUAUUAUGUUAAAAGCAGGUGCUCCUGUAAGUGUGCUCAAAUUAGUGCUGCAAAGGACUUUAGGCUUUUAGCCCUAAAUUUCAGCCUACCGAGUCCUUUUUGGGACUAGACCAGUAAAAUAGGGCUUUAAAAGCUUCGUCAUUUUAAAAAACUUUUAGCCAUUUUUAAAGUAGUAGGCUUUAAAAAAGCCUAUAGCCUUUUUAAUGUAGUAGGCUUUUAAAAAGCCUAUAGCUUUUUUUAAAGUAGUAGGCUUUUUGGGACUGGAGUCUUUAUUAUCAUUUUUUAGUAAAAGCCUUUUUACCGAUUUCAAAAAAGGGAGUUAUCAAUUCGAUACGUAUGUAUAUAAUAUUAUUGGAGCUACAUAAAAUUCACACAUGAUAUUGGCCUUAAAAAUCGGUUCUUCUGGCGUAAGUAAUUUGUAUGGGGCUGACGGGACGUGCUGUUACGUAUUACUAUAAUUAUUAGACUAUUUCCAUACUAAUUGAUAGUAAGAAGUUAUUUUCAAUAUUCAUAGUUAGUUAGCUAGUUGUGCAUCUAACAAUAAAUCAAUUUUUCACAGUGUUUGUGUAGGUAUAUAUGUUUUUAAAGUUUGUUGUACCCACCCACACUUUUACUUUUUUUUACUUGAGAAAGGGACUGUAUGUAUAGCCUAAAUAACCUUAAGGUCUAAGAGCUUCAUAGGCUUUUUGAGCGUCUUAUUUUAUUAAAUUAGUCUUAAACAAGGUUAGGCCUUUUUAAGGCCUUUAGGCUUAUAACCAAUAGGCUUGAAUAGGCUUAACCCUAGCCUAGCCGCAAGUACUAAAUGGCUUUAUAGGUUUUUAGCCUACUAAGCUUUUUAUUUAACAGUCUAGUCUUAAAAUAAGGGCUAAAAGCCUAAAGUUCUUUGCAGCACUAGCUCAAAUAUUACCAAGAUUCGGUUUUUUAUAGACGUGAGAUAAUGCGGAACUUGGAAAACGACAUGUUUAGGCAGUAAUCAUAGAAUAAAGAAUAAUACUACGUAUAGAACGGCUAUAUUCAUAAUGCUGUCUGUAAAAGUUUCAUAUGUAUUGCUGUAUGUGUACCUAAAUAAAUAAAUAAAUAAACUCUCCGCCCCGCACAGAUUCGUAUCGGGCGCCUACCUCACCUCCUCUGGGUCUUUAGUCUAAAUGCCCGUACGCCGCUAAGGAGUAAAGGGGACAGCGCGCGCAGUGUGUCUCCCUCACACUUACGGGUUAGGUGGUACACAGUCGUCAUAAACAGCCUAUAUACGUCCCACUGCUGGGCACAGGCCUCCCCUCAAUCAACCGGAGGGGGUAUGGAGCAUACUCCACCACGCUGCUCCAAUGCGGGUUGGUGGAGGUGUUUUUACGGCUAAUAGCCGGGACCAACGGCUUAACGUGCCCUCCGAAGCACGGAAUCAUCUUACUCUUACGGACAAUCAGGUGAUUCAAGCCUGAAAAGUCCUUACCAAACAAAUGACAGUCUCACAAAGUGAUUUCGACAAUGUCCCCAUCGGGAAUCGAACCCGGACCUCCAGAUCGUGAGCCUAACGCUCUAACCACUAGACCACGGAGGCUGUUAACUGUUGGUACACAGUAACAAUGAGUUAUAUAAUUGAAAGAUUUGUUGCUGGUGCAAUUUCUUGACAUUUCUUCUUCUCAACCUUGCGAUAUGACGUAGAUGCAAAAAUGAUAAAUUGAUCUUCAACAAGUUUAUCCGAGAUAAUAGGCUACUUGACGACCUUGUCAAAUGAGAUACUUUUUACGUAACGUCAAAACGAAAGUUUUCUUUGGAGUUUGUAUGGAAAUACUGUCCACUGACGUCAUCAAUAAAAACUAUCAUACGUCGUACUUGUUGUUGCUUAAUUCAUAAAUAAAAUUCGAAAAUAAGUCGAAAAGUAAAAUGAGAUUGAGUUUUGAUCAUUUUAGACUGGCUUCUAUUUCUAGAGAUCUUUGACCCAGUCAAAUACCCUACUUUGCAUAAAUGAUUCUCAGAUUUUUGUAUAGAGUGAGUGUCUGAGGUUUCUCGACCGUUUGUUGUGCGGUAGUCUGCAUUAUGCAACGUCUAUUUAAAACCGAAACGAGUUAAUAGUAUUUGUAUUAUUUUAUACCUGAAUUUAUUUCUAUAUUUUCUAUUAUAAACUUGUAAUAAAUUAAUGCAAUUUUGAAUGAUGACCUCACUAGCGUAAUUUAUGAAGUUGAACUUAUAUAGAAUCAUUAGUUAUGAUAAUACAAUGUUAAAUUAAGUAAAUGAAUAGUUAAGAAUUAUAGAUGCAGAAAUUAUUGUAACUAAUUUGGCAUUUAUGUCGACAAGCAUUUUAUUUUUUACUGCAAAGAUCGAUUGCAAGCCAUGUUUCUAUGAUAACUCUGCACUGCAAUAUUUUUAAAACUUCUAUAUUUUUUUACACCAUAUUUUCCAUCGUGACUUCCACAAUUAAAUUAUUUCCGAUAACAUUAAUCGUAUAUAAACAAAUAGACUACCAAUGGCCCCGAUUCCUGCAGACUCCUCCUAAUUUUAAGUUAUACCCGUCAUUUUAUUAUCCGCCGAAAAGGAAAGGGACGGAUGAUUGUCAACAAGUUAAUUUUGAAAUGAAUGAAUAACCCUUGCGACUAAAAUAGGCAUCUCGCUGGUAUGCAAUCCGUUAUUCUGUCGGGUUACUGGCCGAUGUAAAAUUUUUAGACGGUUGUUUUAGAUUUCUACUGAAAUUGACGUGUAUUCUUUAAAUUUUAUCCCUGUCGAUUACUCGUCCCUUUCUUUUUUAAUGGAUAAGAAAAAGACAGGUAUAACUUUUUAGAUGGCGUCUGCAGGAAUCAGCACCAUUAUCUGUAAAAGAGCGUCCGCGGCGCAACUUGUCACUAAGCUACGUCGUGUAAGGAUCGAGUUUAAUGUCGACACUGUACAACCGAUAUUUCUCAUUAUUUUCACAACCACAAUAUGUUAAUUUGAGGAAACGAACUUAUACUAUCUACAUAACAUAUUUGGGUGAAUAUCAAAAUGUGCAAAGUUUGGUGGCGAACUGUCAUAGAAUUUUUUCGUGAAAAAUUGGGUAAAUUGGGAAUUGAAAAAUUCCUUUUUCAUGUCGGAACCGAGGAUCCUUUUGGAUCUUUUUCAUGUCGGAACCGAAUUUUUCACGAAAAAAUAAUAUGAAAUUUCGCCACCAAACUUGAAAUUUUGAGAUUCACCCAUUUACAGUACGGUUCGGGCGCUUUUUUUUAAUCCUUAGCGAUUCUAUUUGUUUAUACUUACUAUGUCAGUGUCCGCUAAGUGUGAAACUGCUGAUUCUGGCGAAUAAACUUAAUUAUAAUUUAGUUUCACCGUUUAAAAAGUGCCGUAGUUCCGUCCUUUUCUUACGAUAAGUAAAAGAAAGGGACAGAACUACUUUUAGAACUAGCAAACCAAAUGGAAAUUAAGUUUGUGCCUGUCGGAAUCGAUACCAUUAAGCCUGCCUUAUUUACUUAAAUAUUGUAAAAUAAAAGUCGAUGCAUAUUAUUUUCAUUGAAUUAUCGUCAAACUGUUUAGUGCGUACUGCAAAACGAACAGUAUAGAAUAGGCCUACAGUAGCCGUAGUGUGCUUCCCGCAUAUCAACAUUUAUCGCGUCACGCGCGAUAUGUUGGCAGCAUGCUACGGCUAGUCCAAUAGGAAAUGCCAUGUACAGUAUAGUGUGAAGUAUCCAUUGUGUUUUAUAUGUAAAUGCUAUCUUAUUUUAUUAGGGACACGCUAAUACCGGUAGGCUUGAAUCAAUUUAUUUUAGUGCAUUGCAGUUUUAAGGCCGUCCGAUAAAAGGGUCGGACCAACUUAUGCUGGGUAAUACUACUAUCUUAUUCAUCGGCUGGUGUAAAUUGGUCCUACGCACCCGCACACGCUCGGGUCAUCGCGUGCGAUCAUCUUACACUGGACGAUUAACAACUUAGUAGAACUAUCCAGUAUAAGUUGGUAUCCAUCCGAGUUUAGCGUACGCCCUAAAUCUUCACAACUUGUAUCUACUUUAGCUUCACGACUGUAUCCCAAUUGGGGUAGUCAGAGGUUCAUCCAUCAUAAGAACAAAGUACCCACACCUAACCGAGCUUUCUGUUGGUCCAACGGAAUGGAAUUUUCGUAUUUAUUUAUUGGGCUAAUGAUAGAAUAGUAUAUUACUGUUUUACUAGCAUAUUAGUUACUCCAUUCUAGUACUUUCUGGUUUAUAGUUACUUAUGUUAAAGAGUAAUCUGAUAUCUUUAGUUCAAAAGUAACUUUUUAGUUAUAUUCAAGCCUAUCUGUAUUAGCAUUUGGUCUAGGUUCGAGCAAAAUGGGAAGAGGUGGUAGGUACUUAUAAUUUUUGCAAAUUAUUCUUGGAAAUCUAGCUGUUAUCUGGGGUAACCAGCCAGGGAUCGGUACUGAGGCGCUUAGGAACGUGAAGUUCGCUGGUUGAGACUAAUAUGGAUAGCACUUUUGUAUUGAAAAAAAAACCCCGCGAAAUCAGGAUUGUCAGGAACCGAUAGAUUUUUUAAUAGCCGCUUUAAUCGAUAAAUCGUUUUAGGAUUGCGCUUCCAUAAUUUCGUACCAUUUUGUGGCAUUUGUAAACGUUUUGAUCGUAGUAUUUUAAGAAAGUAACUUCUCUUCCCUUUGUGCUUGAACCGAAGCAAUUGGUUCCUUCAUAUAAACGUGUCACGCUAUAGCUUAAUUUCAAAAUAAAAAGGCUUAUAAUAAAGUAAGCUUUUAUAUAAAAAUAUGUCGUAGUUAAAUCUAUCAAAAAAGGUAGCCGUAGUAUGAGGGAUAUGACGCGACAAAUAGACGCAGAGUAUGCGGUCUUCGUAGAUAUUCGCCGCGUUAUAUGUCGCGUCGCGUCUUUCACACUACAGCUACUGUUCUUCUCCCUUGUGUAAAUGUUUCUAUCACUUGUGUAAAGAGUUAGCUAUAGUGUGGCGCUAAUAACAUUGUAAUGAAAUAUUGUGCUUCGUGAUGAUUGAUUUAUUAAUAUAGGUAAUGUUUUUUUUAAUGAGUUGUUGAUAAGAAUGGAGAAAUAAAUAUUAUUUGAAGGAUUAAA